AUGGCGGCCCGGGCUGGAGCUUCCAUGCACAAGUCGUUAAGGUUUGUUCAAGGUGGUCGGCCAUAUGAGAAUGUGAAGGUGAAACCUCAACUUUCUUCAGGCCAAAGGAGGCCUUGGAACUUUUCCAUGACAUGCACAUCACCAGUGGUGAUAGAGUUAGACCAGAUAAGAUCACAAUUGCCAGUGUCCUUGCAGCUUGUUCUCAUCUUGUUGCAAUUUGAUCAUGGAAUAUGGGUGCAUGGGUACCUGAGGAGAAGUGGCAUGGAGAGUCAUGUGGUCAUUGGGAUAGCUCUGGUUGACAUGUAUGGUAAGUGCGGAUGUGUGGACAAAGCGUAUGAGGCAGAUGGAAACAAUUUGGGUGAAGCCGAACCAUGUGACAUUUUUUGGGCUAUUGUCAGCUUGUGCUCAUUCUGGUUUAGUAGAGAAAGGUCGCUGCUCUAUCACUAUGCAAGCAUGGUUGAUAUGCUUAGUCGUGCCGGGCUGAUUGAAGAGGCAGAACGGUUUAUAAGAAGCAUGCCAAUGAAGCCAUAUAUGCAUUUGUUUACUCGGAGGCUGUCAAAUACAUGGAAAGGUCGAGUUAGGAUGAAGGGUGGCGCAAUAUUUAAUUGA
Prunus armeniaca (apricot) is the source of this 609-nucleotide messenger RNA. NCBI's taxonomy places the organism in Eukaryota, Viridiplantae, Streptophyta, Magnoliopsida, Rosales, Rosaceae. The record is from the annotation of a GenBank genome assembly.